UAAAUUCCUCCUAAAAACAAUUAAUCUUUUUUUUUUCUUUUUUCUUUUUGUCUUUUUGCCUUUUUCUCGGGCCGCACCUGAGGCAUAGGGAGGUUCCCAGGCUAGGGAUCGAAUCAGAGCUGUAGCUGCCCGCCUACACCACAGCCACAGCAACUCGGGAUCCAAGCUGCGUUUGCGACCCACACCACAGCUCAUGGCAACGCUGGAUCCUUAACCCACUGAGCAAGGCCAGGGAUCGAACCUGAAACCUCAUGGUUCCUAGUCGGAUUUGUUAACCACUGAGCCACGACGGGAACUCCUAAAAACAAUUAACCUUAAUUUGGCGGCCCCUCCUUACAAAAAUCAUGAACGUUCAAAGUAAAGAUUAACAAAACCAAACCCCACCACCCUGAAACAGACACAAAAGUACAAACUAACAACCCCCACCCCACCCCACCAUCUGGAUUUCCAGCCUUUUCAGUUUUGUCCUCCCAGACAGUUUGCAGUAUCUAUUCACUUUUGGAAAAAUGAAAACAAAAGACAAGCUGAUUAUCACAAUAUUGACUUUUCCAUAUCUUGCCGGAACACUUCCUCCUGGUUCCUUCCUUAUCAACAACGCUGAUAGCUUUAUGACCUUCCACAGAGGCUGCCUUAUUUAACCAGACCCUGGCAAUGGACAUUUGGGGAUUUCUAGAUUUCCCUGUUAUAAGAAACACAGUGAUGGGCCCCCGAGACCUCACUGGCUACUUGUUUUAUUUUCUUGUGACAAAUUCCUAGAAAAGGAAAUGGUAGGUCACAAGGUACGGCCACUUUUCAAGACCCAUCAAUCUGUCCUGAUGUUCAGCAGGACUACGUGUCUGAGCCAAGUUCGGUUACCUCGAGCCAGGAAGUCUUGGUUCACACCCCUCUCAAGAGGAGCUGUGUGAGCUUCCAUCCCCACCUCCACAUCCAGACUAAGGCCACAGCCCUCCUCUGGACCUGGUGACCUAAGGCAGGUUGCCCCAGCCACCACGCCGCACCUGGGCCCAUCCCAGUCCUGGAUGAGUCAGCUGACCGGGGAGCAGGAACCCAGCUGGAACAAGGGCCACCGCCUUCCAGGGAGAGGAACAGACUCCGUUGGCAGUGGUUGGAGGAGGACAAGCAGCAGCACCUGGGCUGCAGUGUGUUCCAAAGAGCAGCCAUGUCCACCCUGUACCCAUCUCUGGAGGACCUGAAGGUGGACCAAGCCAUGCAGGCCCAGGCCAGAGUCGUCCCCAGGAUGCCCGCCCUGCCAGUGCCAGAACAUGACUCCCGGCCUCCAGUUUUGUACCCAAACCUGGCGGAAUUGGAAAAUUAUAUGGGUCUUUCCCUCUCCAGCCAAGAAGUCCAGCAGAACCUGCCUCAGAUUCCAGAAGGGGCCAGGGCAGCGGUCUCGGGUUCCUCGCCGGGCCAGCUGGUGGCGCCCGUGUCCGGGAACAGCCUGGGGGUGCUGCGUGCGGAGAUCAAGCCCGGGGUGCGCGAGAUCCACUUGUGCAAGGACGACCGUGGCAAGACGGGGCUGCGGCUACGAGCCAUCGACAAGGGGGUCUUUGUGCAGCUGGUCCAGGCCAACACCCCCGCGUCGCUGGUGGGGUUGCGCUUUGGAGACCAGAUCCUGCAGAUCGAUGGGCGUGACUGUGCCGGGUGGAGCACGGACAAAGCCCACCGGGCGGUGAAGAAGGCAUCAGCUGAAAAGAUCGUCAUGAUCGUUCGGGACAGGCCGUUCCAGCGAACCGUCACCAUGCACAAGGACAGCACGGGCCAUGUCGGCUUCGUCAUCAAGAAGGGAAAGGUCAUCUCUUUGGUCAAAGGGAGCUCGGCGGCCCGCAACGGGCUCCUCACCAACCACUACGUGUGCGAGGUGAACGGGCAGAACGUCAUCGGGCUGAAGGACAAAGAGGUCACAGAGAUUCUGGCCACAGCUGGAAAUGUCAUCACCUUGACCAUCAUCCCCACCGUGAUCUACGAGCACAUGGUCAAAAAGUUGUCCCCGACCCUGCUCCACCACACCAUGGACCACUCCAUCCCGGAUGUCUGAGGCCCCAGGAGAGCAGCUUAGCCCCCCCAUCCUCCUGCAGGGAAGGGAGGGCCCCUGGAUGACAGGCUGCUGCCUGGGGGAGGGGCUGUCUCAAGGGGGUGCUUACUACAGGUGGGGCGACACUGGAUCCCCUGGGUCUGUCAUUUAUUUAAACACACUGGCCUCCUUGGAUUCUCAGACUCUUAACUGAGCUAAGGCGGGGGCAGGGCCCACAGGCAGUGAUUCUCUGUGCCGAUUUAAAUGCUGGGCAUGUAGGCAGGCUGGCUAAAGUUGCAGCUGGGUCCUUUUCAAAAUUUUGCCUCUACCAGUAAAACAGUUCCAUGUUUUGAGAGAAUGCAGUUUUUGUGAGAAUUGUUUGUUUCCUUGACUUGCUCUUUGUCACAAACUGUAUAUAGUUAUAACUGUCUUUUGAAUAAAGAGAUGAUUUUAAAUAAAAUCCCUUUUUCAAAAGCAA
This is a messenger RNA of Sus scrofa (pig), 2489 nucleotides long. RefSeq names its product syndecan binding protein 2 (gene SDCBP2). Gene Ontology annotation, molecular function: protein binding. Gene Ontology annotation, cellular component: plasma membrane; cytoplasm. The record is from RefSeq and is a predicted model, not a curated record. NCBI's taxonomy places the organism in Eukaryota, Metazoa, Chordata, Mammalia, Artiodactyla, Suidae.